Molecule: messenger RNA, 673 nt
Organism: Tricharina praecox
Lineage: Eukaryota; Fungi; Ascomycota; Pezizomycetes; Pezizales; Pyronemataceae
Exons: 1
Coding region: 49-567 (172 amino acids)
Source: RefSeq, a predicted model, not a curated record
CCGUACUCCCGGGACUCCCACUGCCAACCGGUACCUAUCCCCGCUUGCAUGCGUGGUGCUUCCGGAUGUCGGAGACUGCAUAUGACGCAGCACCGGCACGAGCGAGAACACUGCAGAGGCAACUGCCCAGCUGCCCUAUGUACCAGGUAUGUCCCUAUUCCCGCAAGCCCAGGCGUACAUAGUGGAGCUGAGCAGCGCACAUCCCAUCACAGCACAUCACAGUACAGCACGGUACCGUACGGUUGGUACUCUUCAUACCCAUACAUACCCGGAGAACACGGACAAGGCGGGCGGGCGGGGAUUCUCCUCCUCCUCCUCUCCUCCACUCCUCCUCUCCUCCUCUCCUCCUCUCCUCCUCUCCUCCUCUCCUCCACUCCUCUUCUCCUCCACUCCUCCUCUCCUCCACUCCUCCACUCCUCCUCUCCUCCUCUCCUCUUCUCCUCCACUCCUCCUCUCCUCCACUCCUCCACUCCUCCUCUCCUCCUCUCCUCCUCCUGCACGGCUGCUCAUGUCGAAUGGAGCCAUCAUAGGACGAAAGAGAGUGCAGCCACUAGCAGUGAGGACUAGCCCCGGCAGCUAGAGCCUCUAGAGUAGAAUCCCCACCCUGCCUGCCCGCCUCGCCUCGCCUGGGCUGCCGGCUAACGAUAGAUGAUAGCUGAUUGAUUGACUGAUC